Dermacentor silvarum is the source of this 3027-nucleotide messenger RNA. RefSeq names its product zinc finger protein 668. Gene Ontology annotation, cellular component: chromosome. The record is from RefSeq and is a predicted model, not a curated record. The transcript is spliced from 2 exons. Bases 1119 to 1739 code for a protein of 206 amino acids. Gene Ontology annotation, molecular function: chromatin insulator sequence binding. Gene Ontology annotation, biological process: regulation of transcription by RNA polymerase II. NCBI's taxonomy places the organism in Eukaryota, Metazoa, Arthropoda, Arachnida, Ixodida, Ixodidae.
CGUUAUAAAGGUGUUUGACUGCACAAAUAGAAAUGGGGAUUUUUACUGCAUGGUCAGAUAAAUAAUUCUCACUAAUGUUAUAGCAAUUACAUGGCAUUUGCCUGCUUAUCAUGAGUUACUUUUGGUCUGUAGGAAUACAGGGAUGCAUUUCUAAUCUAAGAAUGGAGUCUUAACUUUAGGUAAUAGUCGCAUAAUGGGGCCUUCCACUGUGAACCAGUAUACUAAAGGGACUUGAAAGGAACUGAUUAAAACAGAUAUAUGCACUUGACAAGAAAUGGUCUUAAAUUAAAUCAACUGCAAAGUCACUGUCACCUUGGUUUAUUUUUCAUUUCAGGAGGAAAGAGAGCGAGAGGAGCACGAGCAGACUGUGCACACAGUUAUGCUUGACCGCCUUGGCACUCAGAGCGUCUACCUCUGUCGCAUCUGCAACAAAGCCAUCACCACACUUAGUGGCCUCGCCUGUCACCUUCGGCUGCACUUGGGUCAGCGCGAAAAGUCGUUCUUGUGCCCCACGUGUGGUGCACAGCUAGCCAGCGCUACCACACUCCGUAUACACAUGAUGUUGCACGAGGAAAGCCCUUUGCUUCAGUGCCCCCACUGCCCCCGUCAGUUCCAACUCCGCAUCUAUCUGCGCAAGCAUCUAAGGCGGGCCCACAAUGCACAACUACGCUGCGCCUGUUCGCACUGUGGAAAAAAAUUUGUCACCACCAAGGAGGUUCGCAAGCACCUAGCCACUGUGCACAUUAGCGACCUCUCGCAUGACGAAAUGGCACUGCUCUCCGGGCUGAAAAAGUACUCCUGUGAGCUGUGCCCAUUUGAGACAUACAGUAACAAGGGUGUGCAAACACACAUGUCAAAUCACCCCGAGGCACGGUGGCUCAAAUGCAGUCGAUGCCCAUACUACUACCCAACAGAGGCAGAGCUGCUUGCUCAUGAAGCACGUGCACACAAGACAGUUCCAUGCAAACGCCCUUGUCCACUGUGCCCACGGAUUUUCUACUCGAAUGCUUUAUUUGACGAACAUGCCCAGCUGCAUGCAGACGGUAAUGGCCUAAAGUGCCGGCAAUGUGACAAGGUGUUUAGAACAACUCCGCAACUGGAACGGCACGCAGAGCGCCAUGACCCAACCCUCACUCAAAGGAUGUGAAGACUGUGGACGCACGUUUGCUUCUAUACAGAGCUUACAGGUACAUCAGCGCUCGGUGCACGAGAAGCGCAAAAAGCUGCAGUCACCAAGCAUGCAAAGCCACAGCGCCGACCAUCUGUGCCCGCACUGCCAGCAGCAAUUUCAGUAUGCCAGUGGCCUGCAGGCACACAAAGUUUACAAGCAUGACUAUGCAGACUCUCCCAGUGGGAGCAAGUUGCCCUGCCCUGUCUGCGGAAGGAUGUGCAGCUCUGAGGUCGCCAUGUCCGUGCACUUGCGGAUCCACCUCAACGAGCGCCCGUAUGUGUGUGAGCUCUGUGACAAGCAGUUCACUAGCUUUGGGGCAGCCAAAGCACACAGCACACGCCACCUGACCAUGCAGAACUUUGAGUGCAGUGAGUGCGGUAAGCAGUUCUUACAGCGAAGCAAGCUGAACGAACACAUCCAAUCGGCACACUCCAUGCCACUCGGAACAGAACUGUCUCUUAUUUCCGAUGCUGGUCAGCUGGAAGUGAUAGAGGAGGAAGCAGUGGUAGAGAUUUUGGACCAUUUUGCCGGUGAUGCUCAUAGUUCAAUGCCACAUUUGUCUCUGUAGAACUAGUGGGGCAUUUUAAAUGCCAUGAAAAUUUGCAUACAAGCCUUGCUGCACAUACUCCAUGAUGAAGGCACUGCCAUGUGAUAGUUUCCGGGCAAAGGCACAUGAGCAAGUAUAGAAGGUGCUUUCCUGUGGUAGUUUGUAUAAAUUUAUUGAGAGCUAUCAGAGCUACGUUAUAUGGAAAUCUGCAAUGCCGUCCUUAAACUAGCACAAUUAAUCGGUGUAUCUGUGUACUUGGAACCAUAGAUAUUCCAAGUACUCAUUGUUUAGUCCAGCCAAUGCACACAAAGCACAUCGGGUAAUGCAGAGUAACUUUGUCUGCAAAGAAGAUGGUAAUUUUAUGCAGACUCAAUUUCAUAUCGAGGACACUGUGUCUUAAACCUAAGGCUUUGUGUAGGUGUAGGACAAGUUGUGCUUGAGAGCAUAAGAUUUGCUGCAGUAUACAGGGUGUUUCAGGGAACACCUUCAAAAUUUAUUUAAAGUUGCCUGUGGCAGAUAGCCCAAUUCUAGUUAAUGAGCUGGUCUACUCGAAGAAGCAGACAUUACUUGCACAAGAAAUUGAAAUGCAUAAUCGACUAAUCAACAAAAAUUCACUAAUUAGGUUUCUAACAUAUUAACUUACGGCCCAUGUUGCAAUUUAGAAAUUCUACCCAUGGAGUUCGCAAGGCAGAUGCACUAGGAACGAAUUCUCGAGAUGACACCAGUUUCGAGAUACGUAUUAAUUCCCGAACUUAGCGGAGAAAUGCAUUGGUGUUUCAGUUAGUUUUGUGCUUCAAUGCAAAAAGCGACGUUUUGUUAAGAACCUAACUGGACCUUUUAAACGAGCAGAUCCUGCGAUGCCAGAGGACAAAAACUUACGCCUGAUGCGUGGUGUGAAGGAGCAACUUUUUGCUGGUCUGGUGUGAAGCCCUCCAAAAAGUGUGGUCGAGUUCCUCACUGAAGCUGUGACGAUAGAGAAAGUUCAUCAGUGGUCUGCCCUCUUCGACCGGCAGGUGAAUGCCACGUCAGCUCCUGAAUUGUUCACCACCGUUGGGAGCAGUAGCACCGAAUGGGUUCGCGAAAUUGUUCGCUCUGUCGUCCGCGAAGAAAUAGAGAAGCUCUAUGGAGUGAGACAGUCAAUGGUUGGCUUCAUCGCCUGUGUAAUCCGCGAUGAGGUUCAGCAAGCACUGCACAGCCACCAAUAUCCACUGAUGCCCAACGUAGUGCCCACUGAUGCGGGACCGGCCCCCAUUUUCGCAGAUAUUCAGCCCCGCAUGUAUGCGGAAUGCUUGCGAAACUCUAUGCCUGU